Messenger RNA from Orbicella faveolata, 4182 nucleotides. Its product is annotated as arylsulfatase I pseudogene. NCBI's taxonomy places the organism in Eukaryota, Metazoa, Cnidaria, Anthozoa, Scleractinia, Merulinidae. The record is from RefSeq and is a predicted model, not a curated record.
GCCUUCCACGGUUCUUUCUAUUUUUUUGCUAUGCUGGCUAGGGGGGACAGUGAAGGGAGAGAGAGUGGAUCACUUUGGUCCCCCAGAAUUCAAGCAAAUCCAGGGACACCAUUCCCCUCCUCCAGAACCUGAGAUCUGAGCAUUAUCCUCUCAAAAAGCUGCAAAGAUCAUAGUCCAAGAACCUAGCUAAUGAAAUAAAUUGUGUCCAGAGCCACCUUAUCCACAUACCAAGGCCCUCCCAGCUAAGAGGAACAGGAGGCUCUGGGAACAAGAAUGCAGAAAUAGAGCAAAAUUUGGGCCCUUUCCAUUCGAACAAAAAUUUAGAAAUUUUUGAAACAGGGCAAAUGAUGUUAAGAUUUCCUUAGAAAGCUACGGAAAAUCUGAAAACUGUUGAAACUAGAUAUAUACGAAGGUUUGGAUCGUUCUUUGGUCAGUGCUUUUGGCGAGAAAUUUGCAUUCAUUUGUACAAAGACUUCCAGCGAAAAAUCAAUUGACAAAUGAAAUUGACAUCAAAUGCAUCACAUGGGAUGUGACAAACUUGCUCAUACUCGAUGCAAAAGCAGACGGUUGCUCACAGUGGUUUCUUUCUUGUUUGGCAAAGUAGAAACCAACUGCUCACAGGGUAGGACAGCGCGUGUAAGGUGCGUGUAAUUACACACAUGUAAAAUCUACUGUUCUUGUAGCUACACGCAUUUGUGUGUAAUUUCAGAUGUGUGUAUUUUAACUGGACGAAGGAACCUUUGUUAUUCAUACAUGCUUUUGUGUGUAUUUUACAAAACAAAAAACCACAAGACACAGAGCAGUGUUCCAGAUAACUGAGUGGUCUCAGCUCAAAAAACCGACAAGGUCAGCUACGUGACCUGACAAAUUGAUAGAAAAUUUAUAAUGACUUGGUGGGAGUAAUGUGAUCCCUUAUUGACACCCUCCUUUAAAAAAUUAUCUGGAACCCUGCAGAGUUGACUUUCCUAUACAGGGAUAUGGGGAUGCAGCAUUAACAGUAACAAAGGCCAAAACUUUUGUGAGAUCAUGCCACUGACACAUAUUCCUUUAGCUUUUCUGGGUUGAGCUAUUGCCCUGACCCAGAAAUACCUUUAAUAUUGACAACACAUUCUGUUUCCGUCUUGCCUCGACACCAUCCACUGGUUGUGGUUUCUUGGUCCAUGGGUGAUUACAAACCGUAGAGCAAGCUGUGCUUGUAGCUGCACUGAAUGGCCGGGUUCCUAUUCUAAAUGAUUCCUGUCUGGGUAACCCGGGCCCACUUCCAACAGAAACUGUGGUCAGUCCAGACAAAGGACGACUGGGACUUCUCCUUCUAGUCUGUGCAUCCUUCGGAAAUCUGGAAAGAGUUGUCCGUUGCCAUGGUUUGUAGUCACCAAAAUUCACGGCGAUUCUACCUUCUAAAGUCCUAAGAAGUGGAUCGUUCUUGAAUUGGUCCUUUGUAUUGAGUCUCUGAGCCGCUUGCUUACCCCAUCCGCGAGAGCUUGAAAGCGCAUUAUGCUCGUUUCUUUGAUGGUCGCUCAUUGUGUCGGUAGAACGAUGAGAGAAGAAACCGUCAUUUGUCGCCAUAUUGUUUACCUGUGUUACCGUCAUGCAAGAGGAAAGAGACAAUUCGUGCAUACGUAUUCGGCGUAUUGAGUGGAGAAAAGCGAAGAUGUCGCGUAAUGGGGGCGUCAGGGCUUUGGGGCUUGUAACCUUGUUUUCCUGUUUGCAAAUUGUUUUGGGAAGACCACCGCAUAUAGUCUUUAUUUUGGCAGAUGAUUAUGGUUUCAACGACGUCGGCUAUCAUAAUCCACGCAUAAAAACGCCAAAUCUUAACAAUUUAGCGGCUACAGGAGUGCGCCUGGAAAACUAUUACGUGCAGCCGAUUUGCACCCCAACUCGAAGUCAGUUGUUUUCCGGCAGAUAUCAAAUCCACACUGGCCUGCAACACGGAAUAAUCUGGCCUUCCCAAGCCAAUGCACUUCCCAAGAAUGAUACCACAAUUGCAAGUAAGCUUAAAGAAUAUGGCUACAGUACACACAUGGUUGGAAAGUGGCAUAUCGGUUUCUACAAGCGAGAGUUCAUUCCAACUCAGCGGGGAUUCGACUCGUUCUUUGGCUAUUUGACCGGCGGAGAAGAUUAUUAUUCACACAAGAAUAGCGUGGGGUAUCCAAGCAAGCAGUACGAGGAAUUAAAUGGGUAUGACUUGCGAAGAAAUGAAGACGUCGCAACUGAUGCUGCUGGGAAGUAUUCCACUUUCUUAUUCACUGACGAAGCAGUAAAGAUCAUUUCUUCCCACGAAGAAGACAAACCCUUGUUUCUGUUUGUAGCGUACCAAGCCGUUCAUUCACCGCUGGAGGUACCUGAACAGUACACCGAGCAGUACAAAGAUAUAAAGAACCAUGCUCGCCGAACGUAUGCAGGCAUGGUGACCUGCAUGGACGAAGGGAUUGGUAAUAUAACAAAAGCUUUAAAGGAUCAUGGCUUGUGGGAUGACACGGUACUAUUUUUCAGUACUGACAAUGGUGGACAGAUCUACGCAGGUGGCAAUAAUUGGCCUUUACGCGGCUGGAAAGGCUCGCUGUGGGAAGGCGGAGUGAGAGGGGUGGGUCUGGUUUAUAGCAAAUUGUUGUCAAAACCGGGGCAGAUAAACACAGAGAUGAUCCAUGUCACUGACUGGUACCCGACAAUUGUACACUUGUCAGGGGGCUCUGUUGAGGGCAUACCUCUUGAUGGCUAUAAUGUCUGGGAAACGUUGAGUAAUGGGAAACCAUCACCUAGAAAUGAGAUCUUGCAUAAUAUUGACCCAAUAGAUACCUACUGGGACUCUCGCAUUGAAUCUUAUCAGUACUGCCGACAAGCUGCUAUACGAGUCGGUGACUGGAAACUCUUGAAAGGUUGUCCAGGAGAUGGGAGCUGGAUUCCUCCUCCAGAGAGUUCCUAUUCUUUUGAGCAUGGAACAAAUUAUUUGGACAACAUCAACAGCACCUUCCUCUUCAACAUAAGAGAAGACCCUGAAGAGAGAAAUGAACUAUCUGAGGUAUUUCCAGAUAUGGUGUCCUUUUUGAUGAAGAAACUCAGUGAAUACAAUGCUACGGCUGUACCAGUACGUUACCCUGAUCCAGAUCCUGCAUCAAAACCAGAGCUGCAUGGAAAUAUUUGGACACCUUGGGAGCAAUAGAAAGGAAAUUGGACUAAAUUGAAUUGAUAAACAAAUACCUUUUACUACCUGAUUUCGAGGUCUGUACUGUAAGUUACGCACCAAGUUUUUUUCCACUUUGAUUUAUGGGCUAAGAGCAAAGGGCGAUCCAUAACUUACAGUACAUACAGAGCGUGAAGACGAGGUUAGUAAGAUUUUAUUAUAUCUCUGCUGCGUGUCUGACGGGUCAGGGAAGGAUUUUUAUUCAGGCGGAAUGGCUUUAAAUUUCUGAUCCAUAUUAAAAGCUAAACAUUGAAGUCAAUUUGAAGUUUUUAGCAUGUUUUAUUACACAAUUAAAAGUAAAAGAAAGCUUUAAACUUUUACUUGCUAUAAAAGUUAAGAACACCUGACAAAAAUUAAGAAACAUUUUGCAAACAAGCAGGCUGUAUAGUAGAAUACGAACUGCUAAACUGACCAAUCACAGCAUGCGUAGUAACUAAGAGAUAUAAUAAAACUUGAUAGAAAAUAGGGUCAGGUCCAGGGGGUUAAGAAACAGGGGCCUGUAGUAACAUUCAACACCCAAGGGGAGAGGGGUUGUGAGAUAAAAACACUUAUGUAAAUACUGUAGUAAGUUGCUGCUGUUAUUCUUGUAGAGGAUAACAAAAUUCUUUGUAUUGGGAAUUUUUUAUUACUUGUAGUGAGUGAAUGGUAGGCAUAUUUUGUAGUAUAAGGAUUACAUUUUUUUCCCCACUUUUUUCAAGGAGCUGGUCCAUACAGUUAAAAUGCAGUAAAAUUUUUAUUAAUAAUAAUUUUUUAAUGUAAUGCAAUAGGUUAAUGUUGUUAUGAACAUUUCCAAAUCUUCAAAAAUGUAAAAUGCUAUGUCUAAACGGGAAAGAUAGGUCAAUAAGAAGUGAUUAGGUAUUUCAAAGGGAGAAUUUUUUUGCCCAAAAUCAUUACUUUUUUUGGUUUUCUACAUGUUCCAGCAAUGUUGAUAAUAGAUUUUAGUGUAUAGAUCUUUUUCAUUUUCGUUUGAAAAUGUAACCUAUGUAGUGCAUAAAACCUCA